AUGAACCGGCAAUUCAGUUCCAGAUCAUUUUCAGCGGGGGGAAGGAGGAACUACUCUGUCUCCAACAGUGGCUUCCGAGUGGGCAACAGCUCAACCUCUGUCAUCGGAGGAGUGGGAUCUUUUGGUGGUGGCUUUGGCAGCAGAAGUCUCUACAACACUGGUGGAAGCAAGCGGAUUUCUAUGGGCAUAGCUUCCGGUGGUGGUGGAGGAGCUCACUUUGGAAGAAGCUUGGGUGGUGGUCUGGGAUUCAGCAGUUAUAACACAGGAUAUGGGGGUUUUGGUGGUGGUGGCAUGGGCCUAGGUAGUCAUGUUGGAGGCUUUGGUGGUGGUGGUGGCGGUGGUGGAGGAGGAUAUGGAUUUUCAGGCUCAAUGCCUUGCCCACCUGGGCGAAUCCACAAUGUCAUAGUGAAUAAGAACUUACUGACUCCUCUGCACGUGGAGGUUGAUCCUGAGCUUCAGAGGGUCCGGGUGCAAGAGAGAGAACAGAUUAAGACCCUCAACAACAAGUUUGCCUCUUUCAUUGACAAGGUGCGAUUCCUUGAGCAACAGAAUAAAGUCCUAGAAACCAAAUGGGAUCUUCUGUACCAACAAGGCUCUCCAGCACUAAGGGACAAUCUUGAACCUAUUUAUGAGGCUUACAUUGAAACUCUUCGAAGACAGCUUGACAGCCUCUGCAAUGAUAAAAACCAUUUGGACAUAGAACUGAAGAACACACAAGAGCUUGUGGAAGAUUUCAAGAACAAAUAUGAGGAUGAAAUUAACAAACGGACAGCUUGUGAAAAUGAUUUUGUGGUGCUCAAAAAGGAUGUGGACGGCUCAUAUAUGCACAAGAUUGAUCUGGGAUCCAAGUCUGACUCCUUGACUCAAUAUAUCCAGUUCUUAAGAGCGCUCUUUGAUGCGGAAAUAGAAAGCUUACAGGCAGCAAAUGAAGAAACCAGUGUCAUUGUGUCAAUGGACAACAGUCGAGUCCUUGACAUGGAGGGAAUAAUUCAUUCAGUGAGAUCUCAGUAUGAAGAAAUUGCCCAGAAGAGCAAGGAUGAGGUCAAUGCUCUGUAUGAAAACAAGUAUAAAGAGCUGCAGAACACGUGGGGACAUUAUUGCAACAAUCUCAACAGUGGCCGUCACGAAAUCCAAGACCUUACCCGCAUGGUUCAGAGAUGCAAAAGUGAAGUGGAGAGUACCAAAAAACAGCAGAUCUUGGGAUCCUUUGGCAUGAUGAUGACUUUCUACAAAUCACAAGCAAAAGGCAUUAUGAGUUGUAUACCUAAAGUAACCAUGACUGGAGGAUUCAUGAAUAUGGAAAUGAACAGGAGCAGGAGGUAUGAUGAUUUCAAUAACUACAGCAAGCAUGACUGCAGGAUUCGUGAAUAG
Messenger RNA from Thamnophis sirtalis, 1371 nucleotides. NCBI's taxonomy places the organism in Eukaryota, Metazoa, Chordata, Lepidosauria, Squamata, Natricidae. The record is from RefSeq and is a predicted model, not a curated record.